AUGAAGUCCAAGGAAUUGUCUGUAGACCUCCGAGACAGGAUUGUAUCGAGGCACAGAUCUGGGGAAGGGUACAGAAAAAUUUCUGCAGCAUUGAAAGUCCCAAUGAGCACAGUGGCCUCCAUCAUCCAUAAAUGGAAGAAGUUUGGAACCACCAGGACUCUUCCUAGAGCUGGCCGCCCGGCCAAACUGAGCGAUCGGGGGAGAAGGGCCUUAGUCAGGGAGGUGACCAAAAACCCGAUGUUCACUCUGACAGAGCUCCAGUGUUUCUCUGUGGAGAGAGGAGAACCUUCCAGAAGAACAACCAUCUCUGCAGCACUCCACCAAUCAGGCCUGUAUGGUAGAGUGGCCAGACGGAAGCCACUCCUCAGUAAAAGGCACAUGACAGCCCGCCUGGAGUUUGCCAAAAGGCACCUGAAGGACUCUCAGACCAUGAAAAACAAAGAUUGAACUCUUUGGCCUGAAUGGCGAGCGUCAUAUCUGAAGGAAACCAGGCAACGCUCAUCACCUGGCCAAUACCAUCCCUACAGAGAAGCAUGGUGGUGGCAGCAUCAUGCUGUGGGGAUGUUUUUCAGCGGCAGGAACUGGGAGACUAGUCAGGAUCGAGGGAAAGAUGAAUGCAGCAAUGUACAGAGACAUCCUUCAUGAAAAACUGCUCCAGAGCGCUCUGGACCUCAGACUGGGGCGAAGGUUCAUCUUCCAACAGGACAACGACCCUAAGCACACAGCCAAGUUAACAAAGGAGUGGCUACGGGACAACUCUGUGAAUGUCCUUGAGUGGCCCAGCCAGAGCCCAGACUUGAACCCGAUUGAACAUCUCUGGAGAGAUCUGAAAAUGGCUGUGCACCGACGCUCCCCAUCCAACCUGAUGGAGCUUGAGAGGUCCUGCAAAGAAGAAUGGGAGAAACUGCCCAAAAAUAGGUGUGCCAAGUUUGUAGCAUCAUACUCAAAAAGACUUGAGGCUGUAAUUGGUGCCAAAGGAGCUUCAACAAAGUAUUGAGCAAAGGCUGUGAAUACUUAUGUACAUGUGAUUUUUUUAUUUUUAUUUUUUUUAUAAGUUUGCAAAGAUUUCAAACAGACUUCUUUCAUGUUGUCAUUAUGGGGUAUUGUUUGUAGAAUUGAGGAAAAUAAUGAAUUUAAUCCAUUUUGGAAUAAGGCUGUAACAUAACAAAAUGUGGAAAAAGUGAAGUGCUGUGAAUACUUUCCGGAUGCACUGUAUAUGCGUGUCUAAUUGUUCUCAUAUGCAGUCAUACAAGCUGCUUAAUACACAUCCUGUUAAUGUUUCUAGAUUGUAGAUUUUCAUCAAGGAUUUCAUGUGAAUUCACCAUUGCGUAAAAUUAUUAUGAAUUCUCAAGAAAUCAGGUUGAAAAAUUCACCUUAGACCGACAGGAGCUUAAAGUUUGGCCAGUAUGAAACCACACAUAAAGAGACAGCUAUUAUUUCUCAAAACACACACACAUUAUCAGCGACAUAAAAAAGGCACCUUCCUCAUCUCUUAGUUUGAAAAGUCGUUGUCAUCUGGCUGUGAGCGAAUGACUUUUCUGAUCUUCACCUCUCGUCGUUGCUCCUGAACUCCUGAAAAAUAACAAAAACAAAACUCAGAAUCUCACAAAAAUUGACAACGGUAUUUUCAGCAUCUGUGCUUCACUAUAUCUAUUAGAGCAUCUGAGAGAUUUGACUAAAUCAAGAUGCUGCUGAUCACUGAAGCUCUUCUUCUCAUUUUAGCUGCUCUAGGACAGGAUCACAGAGCAGCUGCAGGACAGAUAUUUCCAUUGGAUAUGGAACUGAAUUCUGUUGAUGACUAUUAUUACGGCUGUCGAGAGAAAAUGGCACAUCUGGUGAAGACAAAAUAUCUGAAGGAGAUCAAUAACUCAGCUAAAUUUAAAUAUUAUUGGCAAAAUAGUGAAAACAUUGUCAAGUUUCCAAAAGAUCACUUAACAAGGAAUCAUUUAACCGCCAUUUAUGUGUACAGUGAUACUAAUGUAUAUCACCAUUUCAAUCUUGACACUCGUAAAGGUAAAAACCAGUACAAACACAAGACAUACAAAUGGUAUGCACUUCACUUUCUGUUAACAGAAGCGAUACAGAUUCUGAAGAAAACACAAAAUAAAUGCUAUUUAACUUAUCGUGGGACUACAGCUGAAUUUAAUAAGUAUGUUUUGAACAAAGAGGUUCGUUUCGGCUCAUUUGCAUCCUCUUCACUUAAUCCUAAUGUAGCACGAAAUUUUGGAACUAAAUCUUGUUUUGAAAUCUACACUUGUGAAAGUGCUGAGCUGACAAAAUAUUCUAAAUAUCCUCAUGAGAAAGAGGUGCUGAUUCCUCCAUAUGAGACGUUUAAAGUCACUGCUGUCAGGACAAAAACAUAUCAGCAAAAUCUCUGGUGUGACACUGUGUACACUUUGAAAAGCUCUGGAAGAAGAAGUGACCUGAACUGUGCUCUAUUCAAGAAACCAUUCAAGUACUAAUGUUUUUCAUUGAAAAAAGUGUUCUGAAUUUAUCAGUUCCACACAAGUAAAUAUAAAAUAUUUUUUUCUCUCGGUUUAGUUCAACAGUUCUUUGUCAGAAAACAUUUGUUUACGUACAACAUUCUGAAAUAAAAAAUUUUAUGUGACCCAA
Myxocyprinus asiaticus (Chinese sucker) is the source of this 2613-nucleotide messenger RNA. Its product is annotated as NAD(P)(+)--arginine ADP-ribosyltransferase 2-like. The coding region runs from base 1686 to 2462 and encodes 258 amino acids. The transcript is spliced from 3 exons. Lineage: Eukaryota; Metazoa; Chordata; Actinopteri; Cypriniformes; Catostomidae. Gene Ontology annotation, molecular function: NAD+-protein-arginine ADP-ribosyltransferase activity; NAD+ poly-ADP-ribosyltransferase activity. The record is from RefSeq and is a predicted model, not a curated record.